This is a messenger RNA of Tachysurus fulvidraco (yellow catfish), 3025 nucleotides long. RefSeq names its product major facilitator superfamily domain containing 14A2 (gene slc71a1-2). The transcript is spliced from 12 exons. Gene Ontology annotation, molecular function: transmembrane transporter activity. Bases 184 to 1665 code for a protein of 493 amino acids. Gene Ontology annotation, cellular component: membrane. The record is from RefSeq and is a predicted model, not a curated record. NCBI's taxonomy places the organism in Eukaryota, Metazoa, Chordata, Actinopteri, Siluriformes, Bagridae. Gene Ontology annotation, biological process: transmembrane transport.
GAAGUGGGAAAAAUAAUAGAGCUACAGUUGAGCUGGAGAAUUGAAUGAUUCAGUUAGCGGCGAAGCUAAUUGUGUUGGGUUAAUACACGGCUAGCCUAUGCUAAGCUAAGCUAAGCUAAGCUAAGCUACGCUACUAGGGCAGGACCAGCGUCUUUCUGCUAUAAGGAUGGAUAGAAGCGAACGAUGACCGGGGAGAAGAAGAAGAAGAAGCGGCUGAACCGCAGCAUUCUGUUGGCCAAGAAAAUCAUCAUUAAAGAUGGAGGCAGUCCACAAGGGAUGGGUGAGCCGAGUGUGUACCAUGCUGUGGUGGUCAUCUUCCUUGAGUUCUUUGCCUGGGGACUCCUCACCACACCCAUGCUCACAGUGUUACACCAGACUUUCCCCCAGCACACAUUUCUGAUGAAUGGACUCAUUCAUGGAGUUAAGGGUCUCCUGUCGUUCCUCAGUGCUCCUCUGAUUGGUGCUCUCUCUGAUGUUUGGGGACGAAAAUCAUUCCUUUUGCUCACCGUCUUCUUCACCUGUGCACCUAUUCCACUAAUGAAGAUCAGCCCAUGGUGGUACUUUGCUGUGAUCUCAGUAUCAGGAGUGUUCGCUGUGACCUUCUCUGUCAUAUUUGCGUAUGUGGCUGACAUCACACAGGAACAUGAGAGGAGCACGGCGUACGGCCUGGUGUCGGCGACGUUUGCGGCCAGUCUGGUGACGAGCCCAGCGAUCGGAGCGUACCUGUCUCAGGUGUACGGGGACACACUAGUGGUGAUUUUAGCUUCAGCCAUCGCUCUGCUGGACAUCGGCUUCAUCCUGGUGGCUGUCCCUGAGUCACUGCCUGAGAAAAUGAGACCGGCAUCAUGGGGAGCUCCAAUCUCCUGGGAACAGGCCGAUCCCUUCGCUUCUCUGAGGAAGGUUGGUCAGGACUCCACAGUGUUGUUAAUCUGUAUCACCGUCUUCCUUUCUUACCUGCCUGAAGCUGGUCAGUACUCCAGCUUCUUCCUGUACCUGCGGCAGGUGAUUGGAUUCACCUCAGAGACAGUUGCUGCUUUCAUUGCAGUGGUGGGAAUCUUGUCCAUAUUAGCUCAGACAGUGGUGUUGGGGAUGUUAAUGCGCUCCAUUGGGAAUAAGAACACCAUCCUUUUGGGUCUUGGCUUCCAGAUCCUGCAGCUCGCCUGGUACGGCUUCGGCUCCCAGCCCUGGAUGAUGUGGGCAGCUGGGGCUGUAGCUGCAAUGUCCAGCAUCACUUUCCCAGCCAUCAGUGCCAUCGUGUCCCGAAAUGCAGAUCCUGACCAGCAGGGUGUGGUACAGGGGAUGAUAACAGGGAUCAGGGGGCUGUGUAACGGACUCGGCCCUGCGCUCUAUGGCUUUGUCUUCUACCUGUUUCACGUGGAGCUGAAUGAGAUGGAUGCUGCAGGAGGAGCUGAGAAAGGAACCAAACCCAACAUGGCCAAUCCCACUGAUGAGAGUGCCAUCAUUCCUGGUCCUCCCUUUCUGUUUGGAGCGUGCUCAGUGCUCCUCUCCCUGUUGGUGGCGCUCUUCAUCCCUGAACACAACGCGCUCUCUCUGCGGCCCAGCAACUACAAAAAACACAACAGCUCCACCCAGAGCCACGCCCAUACCCCUCAGGGUGGAGCCUGUGAAGGCAAAGAGCCUCUACUGGAUGACAACAGCGUAUGAUCCUUUUCACUGCCACUGCAAACACACAUCAGGGUGGAGCUUGUAGGAAAAGAGACCCUAUAAGUUUACAGCAGUGUGUGACUCCACCUACUGCCACCUCAGUUACAUCAGGGUGGAGCUAGUGAGAAAAAGCGACCUGCGUCUUGGACUGGUUCAGUGUCGGACUCCACCCAUUUCCCCCCUGACUCGUGUCCGGGUGGAGCCAGUAAGAGGGAUGGGCCUUUCUACUGGAAAGGUUUUGUGUGACUCCGCCUACCGUCACCUCACACAACAGGACGGUGCUCGAGGACCGAAUGACGGCACUAUUUGACUCCACCGAUUGUCGAUCAAUCAAACAUUUCUCCUGUGUUUUUGAGCUCAAAUACGUUAAAGGGCGGAGCUUGUGACAAUUCACACAAUGCUGCCAAACUCAUACAUGCACAAAACCCUUGGUGUUGGAGUCUGAGAGGAAAUUGGCUUUUCCUGUAUGCAUGACUCCACCCACUGACACCACACACAUAUCAGGGUGGAGUUUACAGAGGACCAGUUCUGUAUAACCCCACCCACUGUCACACUACAGCUUCAUCAUGACAGAUGUGUAUGACUCCACCCACUGCCCCUUCAAAUGCACCUCAGGGUGGAGUCAGAUACAAGACUUCACCCACUUUCACGUGUUGUGCCCGCAACACAUUUUUCACCAUACUGAGACCUCCAUCAGCUGACAGCACACUUCAGGACGUUGUGUGUGAAUGACGCUAGUGUAUACACAAGCCUACACACACACACACACACACACACGGUCUGGUGAAUUUUAUAGGUGUGUGUGUGUGUGUGCAUUUUGUUAAAAUGAGGCCAUAUCACUGCGGCUGUGUCCUGAAUGGUGCCCUACAGACACACGGCGCUUUGGUCAGUAGACAUUGUACAGAUUUUUAGAUAUUUCUAGACUGUUGUGGUGCAUUGUGGGUCAUUUUUGUUUUGAUAUUAGCUUGUCACAGUGCAUUAUGGGAUUUAGUCCACUUUAAUUGUGGAUCUAACAGAUGCCUGUUGUAGUAAACAGGUUUAAGACACACAGCAACUGUCAUACAAACUGCUGCCUUUGUUUACUAUGAGAUGUAAAUCUGUACCUCAUAAUGACUCUGUCUGACUCCCCUGUCUGACUCCCCUGUCUGACUCCCCUGUCUGACUCCCCGGUCUGACUCCCCGGUCUGACUCCCCCAUGUCUGUGUGUCCCAUGUGUGUGUGUCCCGUGUGUGUGUGUGUGUGUUUUGUACUGUGUUUGUGGGUAAAAUGAAGCAGAGUAUUUAAAACGGUAAAUGAAGCAGCCAGCUGCAAAUAACAGAAAACAGACCAUUAUUUAUUAAAGGGUUCCUGGUUCUCAGCA